AUGGAGAUGCCAGCUAUCCAGAUACCUGCUGAAAGAGGAAUACAGCAGAACGUAGACUAUCCAGUUCUUGAAAUAAACUGGAGACAGGAAGCUGCGGGAAUCGUCUUCUACAGUUUAUGGCAGCAACAGGGAAUUGAUGAUGUGAAAGUAGAGGGAGGGGGUGGAGGGGUGGUCCGGCGUGGUGAAACGCUGCCGCAGGUUGCUCGGUUGCGGGCUUCGCGGCAGCUGGGGAGGGAAACCUGCCCUGGCUGGAAGCUGUCCCUUCAGAGCGGAGAUUCAUGCACAUAUCAUCCAGGUGUGCCAGUCUUUCAUGAUGCUCUCAAAGGUUGGUCAUGUUGUAAGAGAAGAACAACAGACUUUUCUGACUUCUUAAGCAUUGUGGGCUGUACAAAGGGUCUCCAUAACAGUGAGAAACCUCCUGAACCUGUUAAACCAGAAGUCAAAACUACCUCUGAACGAAAGGAGCUAGCUGAACUGAAACCCAAAUUUCAAGAACACAUAAUUCAGGCACCAAAACCAUUGGAAACAAUUAAAAGGCCAAGCCCAGAUGAGCCAAUGACAAAUUUGCAGCUGAAAGUGUCAGCUUCCUUGAAGCAAGCACUAGAUAAACUGAAACUGUCAUCAGAAAAUGAAGAGAAAAAAGAGGAAGACAGCGAUGAAAUCAAGAUUGGGACGGCAUGUAAAAAUGCAGGUUGUUCAAAAACAUACGAAGGACCACACAGCACAGAAGAAGUAUGUAUAUACCAUUCUGGUGUACCUAUAUUUCAUGAAGGGAUGAAGUAUUGGAGCUGUUGUAAAAGAAAAACAUCUGACUUCAAUACAUUUUUAGCUCAAGAAGGCUGCACAACAGGAACACAUGUAUGGACUAAAAAGGAUGCAGGAAAGAAGGUAGUUCCAUGCAGGCAUGAUUGGCACCAGACUGGAGGAGAAGUGACUAUUUCUGUAUAUGCUAAAAACUCUGUUCCUGAUUUGAGCUAUGUAGAAGCAAAUAGCACAAUGUUAAAUAUCCAUAUUGUAUUUGAAGGAGAAAAGGAAUUUCAUCGCAGUGUGAAAUUAUGGGGAGUAAUCGAUGUAAAGAGGAGUUACGUGAACAUGACAGCUACAAAGAUUGAGCUUACUAUGAGAAAAGCAGAGCCCCUAUUAUGGGCAAGUCUUGAAUUACCUGUAUCCAACACGCAACAAAAAAAAGAGAAUUCAGAUCAAUAAUGAUUCCAAGAGACGAGUUACUUCCCAUUAUGAAGUGGUGACUUGCUACUGUAAUCAAAUAUUUAACUUUUAUAUCGAUUCAUUUUUUUUAUGCUAGAUCAUAUGUUCCAUUCUACAAAGAAAUUUGAUGUACAGUAAAUGGGGGUGUAAACGUGAAGGGUAACAGCUAUUUCUGCUCUUGCUCCCAUGAGUAUAUUUAUUGUAGUUGGAGUGUCUCCAUAGGGAUUUAGAGUAGAAGAGCUAUUGCCCUUUGCUUACAACCUUACCUACCAUGCACUGACUAGCCAAAUAGAGGUGUUCUCAGUCCACUGUGAGUGUUAAUUUUUCAAGUGUUCGGUUUAGACUGGAUCUACUGGGUAGCACGUGUUAAAUUCGGCACUGUUCGUUAUGGCGCAUACAGUAACACAGAUACAAAAAUCUGAGUUCAUGAAGUGAUUAACAUCCAAUUCUACAUCUAGAAUAAAAAGGUACGUAAACAUAAAUAUGGAAGAACACUGUAGACUUGCAUUUUUGUCUUUGAAACUAAGGUUUGUUUCAAUACCUGUUGGCUGUGGAGGGAUGGAAUAAAAGGUAUUUUGCUAAGGAUUUCAGUACUUGCUGAUUCUUUUGCUGUCUUUCAUGUGUAAAAGUAGGAGAUCAGAUUAAAAUAAAAACGAAGUUGGCAAGAGGGGAUUUUUUUUUUUUUUUAGUCCUGUACAUUUGGUAUUUGAGUUGUUAAAUAUAAAAGUGAAUGGACGGUGAAAUGGCUGAUUAACAUCUCAGCUGUGGACAAUAUACAAACAGCAGACUAUUGUAAAAUUACCAAGGUGCUGUAUAUAUUUGAUAGUCAUUAGAAUGUGUUUUCUGCCCUAUUCUACAACACUCAAAAUUAUGAAUCUUUUUUCAAAGUAGUUGGAUAUGUGUAGUAGGAGAAGCCAGUACACACUGUAGGUGUCUGAGGAAAAUUAUUUCCAUGUAGAUAUGCAUAGUUCUUGUUUCUGAGGAUGAUAGUCUAAGAACUAAAUUUAUCUACAGGAGAAAUCUUAGGAGAAACAAACCACAAGCUUUAAAAUGUCUGUCUCAAAUCAUAAUUGUACCUUUGAAUUAAAAUAUUUUAAAAAUAUUAUUUCUUUUGAACAGCAUAAGUAAAACACUGUGAUUAGAAAUCAAGAUCUUAUUUUUGGUUUCAGUUCUCCAUCAGUAAAGAUUUGUGGCUGAAAACAGGAUAGUUUUCAAGAUGAUACUUUUGUCCAAGCAGCAAUACAUGCAGUAACGUUGCUUUCUUUUUCUGCUUGAAAUAGUUUCUUAAUUUGGGGUUGCAGCUGAAAGAAAAACAAUGUUUUCGUAUGUAAGUCAUGCAAAAUGUACACCAUUAUUUACUGUGCCAAAACUUUAUAUAUGUAAACAAGCAGUCCUGUGGACUGUUGAAAUGUGUGGAUGCUCAUCUACCUACCUUGGCAGAUCUGGAAUAACGUCAGGAGAAACGCAGAACACAGUAAAGCCUUUCUGAAGUUAAAUAGGGGCUUCUAAGAAUCUUACUGUUUUCCAACAGGUAUGAUUGGACUUGAGCUCGGAGUUCUGUCUCUAGCAGUACUUGAAACCCUACUUCAUGCUUAAAGUAGUAGGAAAUACAUUACCAAAGAAACCGUCCCCAAACACCAAGAAAGUAACACAAGUGCCGUAUAUAUGAAAUUUGUUUUGGUGCUUCUUUACCUUCAUUUCAAGAUCCUGUUUCCUCAUUGACUUGGAGGGAGUGUGGUUGCUUAUUCCCUUGGGCCCCUAUUGAAAGUUCCAGCUCUUAAGGUCUGCCUAAAAGAUUCUGUUAACCUCUAAUAAUGCCGCCUUUGUUUUUUUCUUUUUAAAUAAAUUUGAAUAUGUUAGGUGCUGUGAAGUGAUAGGGUACAAGCUUACAAAAAUGUGUGCCUGCAAAUGGUCCCCUAAAAAUGGAACAGAUGUUCCCUGAUGUGUUCUGAACCAACAAGUGGAGCUCUUACUAGUAUAAUACUGAGAACAAUCACUUCAGUGGAUGAAGAAUUCUAGAUAGCUGUAGCUACUAGCGUGCCAUCUGUGCUUUUUGUAUGCAGAACUCUGAACUUGGACAGCAAAAUGAGCAGUGUUUGAAUGCCAGGGUAAAGUUCUUAUUUAACAAGCAAGUUCAAACGUGUCUGUCCAUAUGGAUAUAUAAAUACCCUACAUAUCUUACAUGCUCCACCUUUUUUAACAUACUUUCACUUUAUUUGCAUCCUCACGUGCAGUAGGUUUACAUCAUGUAAAAUCCAUUUUAAAGAACUACAAGGGAAAUGGAGUUUCUUGGGAAAACAGAAUUUCUGGUUUUAAGCAAGUCAUAUUCUCCCUUAGUAUUCUAAAUACUAAAUGGAGAGAAAUGUGGAUGCAUGGACCUUCUGCUGUUAAUGCUGCAGGCUUUGGGACCCCGUAACUAUUUGUUACGCUCUUUCAAGCUACACUUUGCUGGUAGCUGAGUCAAUGUGUCCAUAAGUAGAAGAAAGCUCCUGUAAACAUGGUCCUCAGUUUUGCAUUUGCUUUUUAUUCAUUCCUCCUACUCUCUUCCUGUUGUUCAUACUUUCAGCACAAAAUUAAAGAUACUUCAGGAGUUCCAUAAUGACUUUCCCCAUCAGUGGCAAUAAAACCACUUUUAAAAUUCACCCGUUUAAAAAAGUAAGCAAAUAAAAGAAAGCCCAGCUUUGAUCAGGUAAGAAGGUAUAGGUUUUACAAAUAAUAGCCUAGUUUUCUAUGGCCUGCGACGCUUUCAAAAUAAAGGGAUAAACUUUCAGAUGGUAUAGGCUGCUGUAAGUCUCUUGUUUAACUGCAUUAAUUCUUAGCAGCUUUGUGUAACCAUAUGUCUGCAUCCAUCAUCGAGCUGCAAAAGCUGUAUCACUUCCUGAAUUUGAGCGUUUUGAGCAGUUGCUCAGAACAGGCUUCAACACACCAAUGUUUGAUCCCGGUGUUUCAUGAAAUGACGGCUUGACGUGGAUAGCGGUAGCUGACGCUUCGAUGGGAUCUUGGUUUGGCUGUAGCUUUUAUUAGUAAAUGUGGAGAGAAGGUGAAACCAACUGUAGAGUACCAAACCAAUCACAAUACUUUCUGAAAAGCAAGAUUUGAAAACUAAGCUAAGUGAUUUUUGAUCACAUAGGCUUUCACCUGUCUAAUAGUAGUGAAACGGAAUUGCAAACCUGUAUGUAUUGGAAUACUGGCUGUUAAAUUUACCCUUUUUUUUUCAUGUUUUCAGAAGUUGUGCUGUACCUAAGAAGUUGGUUGACUUGGUACAGCCUAGCUAUAUUUUUAUAAUUAAUGAAUCUUUGAAAGCUGUAGUGUGUUGCAGUGCGGGUUUCCAUGUUCCACAUGUAGGCAGCGUAUUACGUGUCUCAGAACUGACUGUUCAGGUGCAUUUCCUUCACAAUCCCUUUUUAAUAUGAAAAAUCUCAUGGGUAUACAAGUUUGUGACAGAAAUCUUAAUCUUUUCCCUCAUGUAUAAGCCCAUUUUCCUACCUAGCAUUACAUACCGUAUCUGUAACAACGUUUCUUGGAGGAGUUGGAAUUUAUUUUUAAUGUUAAUAUACUGUUAAGCACUGGGCUGUUCAGCUACUCUGACUCUUAUGUGGCACUGAUGUAACGACAAAUCUUCCAUUGGACGAUCUUCUGGAACGUGUACACUAUCAAGUCACCAUUUCAGUAGUUUAGGGACUAGUUUUACUAGGAAUUUUGCCUUGAAAAAGAAAUCUACUUAUUCUAUGGGACGAUGCAUUUUUUGCUUGCAUUCUUUAAACAUGGCAUGAAUAUUGGUUAAAUACUGUACCUGUUAAUCAUUGGUCUUUCCCUAUUGCUGCUAAAAUUCUUUUUAUCUCCGUUCAGGACCGAGACCCUUUUUAAAGUCAUGAGUUAGGUGUCUGGAACACUGUUUUAAGGCGGUAAUUUUGCCAUUGUAAGAGUCUUGAAUUGCAGUUGAAGGGGGGAGAUGUCUUUUUGCAUGGUUGUUCGGUUCUGCACAUUCACAAAACUUAUACGCAGAAAUUAAUCUCAUGUCUUCAUGCUCCAUUUUUUUUCCAAAUGUAUUCAAUAAAAUUCUUAUUACACGCUG
Messenger RNA from Aptenodytes forsteri (emperor penguin), 5281 nucleotides. RefSeq names its product cysteine and histidine rich domain containing 1 (gene CHORDC1). Gene Ontology annotation, biological process: centrosome duplication. Lineage: Eukaryota; Metazoa; Chordata; Aves; Sphenisciformes; Spheniscidae. Bases 1 to 1206 code for a protein of 401 amino acids. Gene Ontology annotation, molecular function: zinc ion binding. The transcript is spliced from 12 exons. The record is from RefSeq and is a predicted model, not a curated record.